Peronospora belbahrii is the source of this 1644-nucleotide messenger RNA. The record is from the annotation of a GenBank genome assembly. Lineage: Eukaryota; Oomycota; Peronosporomycetes; Peronosporales; Peronosporaceae.
AUGGGCGCGGCCAAUAGCGUGUGCAAGCUAACGGUCGAUAGCAUUGCGUUGCUGGAACAACUCGAGCCCAAUAAAGCUGAACUGGCAGCUAAAUACGCCGUACAAUGUCAUGUACAGCAGUUACUGAAGCAAGAGUGGCCAACGUGUCGUGUGCUACCAUUUGGAUCAUCCGAGAGCGGUCUUGGAUUUGGAGGAUGCGAUGUUGACCUUGGUAUAUACUUUGAAGACAUGGAUAUAGACGUACAGGGACAAUUUUCACCACUAGAACGUGUGGAUCUACUGACCACCGCGUGUGAACGACUCUCGAGGUGUUUUCAAGUACAGGAGUUUAUCCGCGAUGCGCGCGUGCCAGUACUUAAGCUUUGGGACUCCAAGCGGCAGGUGGCAUGUGACGUGUGUGUGGGAGGUGUAAAUGCUCUACUAAACACGGCGCUGCUCAAGUAUUAUGGCCAGAUCGAUCCUCGAGUACGUCCUUUAGUGUUUGCUGUCAAGUACUGGGCCAAGCAACGAGGUAUCAAUGACUCGGUCAAUGGCACGCUAAGCUCGUUAUACAUUGUUGCUGAUCUUCUACUUGCAGUCACAUUACGCAGAAAUGCAGCUACCAGCGGUGCACUCUGGUUUCCACGACUUGCAGACGCAGAAAAAGUCUCGGUGUUGCUAGAGCGUCUACAGUCGUUCCCGAUGAUGGAAUUUCCGUCUACAUUCGGGACGUCAGCAAUGAACUCGGUUGGCGCACUACUUGCUGGCUUUUUCGACUUUUAUGCGCAUCGUUUCAGCCUGGAAGACGAGGUGGUAAGCGUCCGCAUGGGAAGCGCACUGUCGAAGACGACCAAAUGGAGUCAUCCAGUGUCCUGGCGACUGAGUAUUGAGGAUCCAUUUGAGUUAGCUCACGAUGUGGGCCGCGUCGUUUUCCACAGAAAGGGCCAGGAUCUGAUUCGAUCCGAGUUCAAACGUGCGAGCGAUCUGUUGAGUCAAGACCAUCGUCUCGAGGACAUUUGCUUGCCUGAUGCAACCUCGUGGAAUAUCCAGGCAACAUGCUACAUUUGCCGCGGCAGAGACCACGUCACUCGGGAUUGUGGGCAGAUAUUGCACCAGCGUCUACCACCUGGUCGGGAGUGUAAGACGAUGUCACAUUUUUCGGACUGCUGGUAUUGCGGCGAGUACGGUCACUACAAGGCAGAGUGUCCAAUGCUCUUUUUCCGUGAUAUACCUCGUCGAUUUAGUGUACCAGAACCGAAGUCUGAGCCAGAAAACGCCACUGCAAUUGCAACAUGUGCGCCAGCUUCCCCGCCCAUUGCACUUUCCACGCCUUCUGCUUCAAAGACAGUAUUGCUUCGCGUCUGCAAGGAACGCGGUAUGAGUACAAUCAACUCACCGAUGUUUCGUCUGUCGAGAAAGAAGAAACGUACGCAUCACAGCUCCAUGUCGUCAAGGCCUUCAUCUUUGCCGUCAUCGUCGUGGACUUGGUCGUCAAAUAACGGUCUAUCGCAUGCAGAAAAGCGUCAACAGCAACAACGUUAUCAGCAGCAACGGCAAGAACAGCGUCAUCAAAACUUUGCACUUCUUGAUCUGACACGGAAGUGUGGUGGCAAUAAUACUCGUAGUACCAUGUCACAGGUUGGUAAGGUACUGUGUCGAUCCUAG